CAUAAUGUGGGCAUAAACAAACGUUGAUGUGACCCAGUAUUUUUGAAUUUUAUAAUCAAUAGCAGCUUUAAAAAAUAAUGCAUUAAAAUGAAUUAAAAAUGAUGCAAAAACGACAUUGGAAAGUAAUGUGUAUUCUAGCAUUAUCAAUUUUGCUACUUCAACAGAGACAAUGUAAUGGUUUUCAGCUAAGAUGUCCAUAUAGCUCUGAAUGGAAUAUACGAGCAACACAAACAUGUGGAAAUCUGUCUAAAUACUAUUGUCUUUGGGAUGAUUACCGAAAGGAGUACAAUGAGUCUUGUCGAGACAAGCCAGAACUAUGGCUUGAGGGGACAAAAUGUGUUAUACGCCAAAACCUCGACAGUGAAGACUGCACAUUUGAACGCUUUCAGCCAUUUACAUUUAGUACUGAGGGAUACAGCGACUGCAUAUAUUCAAAAUCUGCAUGUGAAGACAAAGGGUUCGUCAAUCACAACAACGGGUCAGCCACAGAUGACCGUAAUUGUCGGUGUGAUUAUAAUAAUGGAUAUGCCUUCGUUUUGAAACCACGACAUAAUUAUUUCUGCAUUCCCUCUCAGGAAGACUGCUCAUGCUACCAACAUAGGUGCGAAGAGUCAUUCAGACUUACAGCAGAAUACAAUUGUACUAAAGGCGCUAUGGAUAGAUCUUCAAUGAAAGAAAGAUUGCCAUCAACAGAGAAGUCCGACUUUUCAGGCAUCGGUUCAAUCCUUCAAACAGAAACUACGUAUAGAAUUGAUCGAGAUUACUUAACAAACGUCUUCAGGGAUGGUGCACGUGUACUGGUAUUACUCGGAACCAUAACAGCGAUAGGAUGCAUUGUCUUCAUUUUACUUUAUACUUUCGGUCAGCCUGAAUGUUUCAUGGAACAUGAACUUUAUCGGUCAUCCAAAGAUGAAGAAGUUAUACUUCAGUGCAGAAUAAUAUCAUACCUUCCUAUCAAACUAGUGUCCUGGAGUAACAAGUCUACCAAUGAGAUAUUGGUAAAUGACGAAAGAUACACUAUUAUGGAAAAGUCGCCAUUUUCACUUGUUAUACGGCAGGCAAAGGCUAAUUAUUCUGGAUUAUAUGAAUGCACUCUUAAAUCCUGUGUUUUCGGAACGUUUGUUUGUCCUACACAAUUAAAAGUUGAGUCCAACUCUGUAUUUAACAUUCUACCAUCGUACUUUCCUGGGACAGAGGACACAAUUUUACUCGCAUGCAGAAUACCAUCAGUUCCGUUUGAAGUAAAAUCAACCAUAUGGAAAAGGCAAAUUAACAACGAAGUGGUUAACAUUGUAUCUGCAACAAAAUGGAAAGAAAAAUAUUCGGUUAUUUCCGAACCACCAUCAUUAAAAAUAAUGAAUUCAAAUACCGAUGAUACAGGCAAAUACAUAUGCCUUCUUUCCAAUGGAGUUGAACAGAUGAUAACUAGCAUUGUGAUUGACUCACCAGACGUAGUGCCUGAAGAAAAAAACAUAUAUACCUUACCGGGAGAAACGAAAACUUUAAAAUACUACAUCAAAUCUACACUUGCUGUUAGGAAAUUGCUUCAAAAACAGAAAGAUGAUGUAAACACAGAUGAUGUUAUACCCACUGAAGAAGAGGACACAUAUAUGUCAUAUACAAUAGACCAAACUGUGGUAGAAGAUGCAGGAACAUAUAUCUGCAUAGUAUCAAAUAGUUUGGGAACCAAGCGAUUGUCAACUCGUUUGUAUGUUGGAGAACGACCAGAAAUUAUAACAAGACAAACGUCCUUUAAUAUUCCCUGGGGUAAAGAUGUUAUUUUACAUUCCGAAGUUCACUGCGCUCUUACGAAGUUAGCAUGGGAGAAAUCUAUUGGAGAAAACAUUUCACCAAUUGAUACAGAAAAUACUAGUAAAUAUGGAGGCGGGACAAUUGAAUGUCCAACACUGACAAUCAAAAAUGCUGACGUUUUGGAUGAGGGACUCUACACAUGUUAUGCAACAAAUGACAUGGGAACGACUCAAAGCGCAACCAUUUCCCUAACAGUUGAAAGAAGCACGAAUCAGCAAGACGUGUCAAUAAAAUCAGAAAUGUCAGAGCUUUAUCUGACCUUGCAAGAGGAAAACGGAACUGAAAACGAUGAAUGCAAUGCAGAUGCAAGUGAUGGUUUUCCCUCGUCGGCACAAGUUGUACUGCUGGGUGUAGACGCAAAAGAAGCAAGGAGAAAAGCAAGAAAAUUUCUUGAAGAAGAGACUCGCAUUGUUUUAGUUGGAAAAACUGGUGUGGGAAAGAGUUCAACAGCGAAUACAUUACUUGGACGUAGGUUUUUUCAGGCAGGUGAUGACCCUACACCAGUAACAGAAAAAUGUAUGACCGCAAAGGGGACCUGGGGACAUAAACCAUUUCUCUUAAUUGACACACCAGGCAUAUUUGCCAUAAAUGAGAAGGAAAAGGAAACUGAAUUAGAAAUAAAACGGUGUAUCCAUUUAGCAGCACCUGGCCCACAUGCAAUUUUAUUCAUAAUCGAGUUUGGUCGCAUCAGACAAGACGAUUUUGAAUCAAUUAAAACAUUUCUAAAAUACUUCGGAGAAAAACUAAAACAGUUUGUGAUAAUCGUGUUCACACAUGCAGACAAAGUUAAGGAAUAUCAGACGUUGGAGACAUGGCUGCAAAAAGUACCUGAAUUACAAAGGUUUCUAGAUGAAUGUGGAAGACAUUACUGUUUAAUGAACAAUGAGGCUAAUGAGCGAGAUAAAGAGCAAUAUAUAAUGUGUCUAAUGAACGCAAUUGAGGCAGUUAAACUGAAAAAUGGCUUGCUUCAUUAUACUGAUGACGCAAUAAUGAAAGCCGAACGCAGAGUGCAAGGAAAAGAGCGAAUAAUAGAAGAAAAAAUCAGACAGGAACACCAACGAGAAGUAGACGAAAAAAUGAAAAAUGUAAUUCAGUUUACCCAAGGCAGUUCAGAAAACUUAGCAGUAAUCUCUAUAGAGCAACGUGAUCGCGAAUUAAACGAGUUGCAUUAUUAUUACCAAAAGAGGCUUGAAGUAGUUAGAGAAGAAGCGCGUGAUGAAUGCUUGCUUGCUUAUGAAGAGUUUAAAGAAUUUUUCUUCCAAAGAAAAAAAGAAAGGAAGUAAUGAAUUUAAUUUUGAAAAGCUAUGAAGCUCCGUGAUAUAGUUUGUAUGUUAAUAAAGAAUGUUGAACAUUAA
Messenger RNA from Mytilus californianus (California mussel), 3167 nucleotides. RefSeq lists its product as uncharacterized. Bases 99 to 3095 code for a protein of 998 amino acids. The record is from RefSeq and is a predicted model, not a curated record. The transcript is spliced from 14 exons. Lineage: Eukaryota; Metazoa; Mollusca; Bivalvia; Mytilida; Mytilidae. Gene Ontology annotation, molecular function: GTP binding.